Messenger RNA from Ipomoea nil (Japanese morning glory), 2894 nucleotides. Its product is annotated as probable serine/threonine-protein kinase At1g54610. Bases 365 to 2491 code for a protein of 708 amino acids. The transcript has 9 exons. Gene Ontology annotation, biological process: positive regulation of transcription elongation by RNA polymerase II; protein phosphorylation. NCBI's taxonomy places the organism in Eukaryota, Viridiplantae, Streptophyta, Magnoliopsida, Solanales, Convolvulaceae. The record is from RefSeq and is a predicted model, not a curated record. Gene Ontology annotation, cellular component: cyclin-dependent protein kinase holoenzyme complex; nucleus. Gene Ontology annotation, molecular function: RNA polymerase II CTD heptapeptide repeat kinase activity; ATP binding; cyclin-dependent protein serine/threonine kinase activity.
CCAGUUUUUCCCUCAUUUCUUACUUUCACUCUAUACUGAAUGUUAAUAACAAUAUUUAUUUUCCCAAUUAAUCUUCCAUUCAUUUCUCUGUAAGAGAAGCAGUACUCAUAAUUCAAUCCAUUUUUUGCCCUAGAUCCAGUAUGCCUCCUCCUCCCCGCACCCACCCACUUUCCAAACCCUCUACCCCUUUCACUCUCAACUCUCAUUCAAGGUGCAUAGUUCUGCUGACUUCAAUCUUGGGUUGAAGAUUGUUUGUUUGGUUGUGGCAAUGGGGAAGAUGAUUCUUAGGAAUUGAGGGGUUUUUUGGAGAAAAGAUUUGAUUUUGGGUGGUGGGUUUGUGCUAAUCUGUGAUUACUGGUAUAGAAUGGGUUGUGUUUGUGGGAAGCCUUCUGCCAUUGAGGAUAGUAGGGAGAGUCCAAGGGAGAGGUUCUCCAGUAAGUCCUCUACAGAGAGGCUGCCGAGGGCGGUUUCUUUGAGGAGAGAGGAAGCCUAUAGGGGGAAAGAUCGUUCUGAGAGCAAUGAUGUGAAGACGGUGUUGAUCGACAAGCAAGUUAAUGGUUCUGCCCGGUUGCAGAGUGGGAAUUCUGACCGGAAAAGGGAGAAGGCUGAGUAUAUAGCUGUUACACACCAUCCGGGAUUGGGGAACAUUCCAAAAGCUGCUGAAGGUGAGCAGGUUGCAGCUGGAUGGCCACCCUGGCUAGCCGCGGUUGCUGGUGAAGCUAUCAGAGGAUGGGUGCCUAGGCGAGCAGAUUCAUUUGAGAAAUUGGAUAAAAUUGGUCAGGGUACCUACAGCAGUGUUUACCGUGCUCGUGAUCUUGAACAAGGAAAGGUUGUUGCUUUGAAGAAAGUUAGGUUUGAUAACUUGGAGCCUGAGAGUGUUCGCUUCAUGGCAAGGGAAAUUCACAUCCUUAGGAGGCUUGAUCAUCCAAACAUAAUAAAGCUGGAAGGUCUAGUUACAUCUCGCAUGUCUUGCAGUUUAUACCUUGUAUUUGAGUACAUGGAGCACGACCUGGCAGGACUUGCCUCGAACCCUGGUCUUAAGUUUACCGAACCACAGGUCAAAUGUUACAUGCAACAACUUUUAUGCGGUCUUGAUCAUUGUCACACCCGUGGUGUUUUGCAUCGUGAUAUAAAAGGUUCCAACCUAUUAAUUGACAAUAAUGGCAUAUUGAAGAUUGCAGACUUUGGUCUUGCAAGUUUCUUUGAUCCCCGUCAAAACCAGCCUCUCACUAGCCGUGUUGUGACCCUCUGGUACCGACCGCCCGAGCUUCUACUUGGGGCAACAUACUAUGGUACUGCUGUGGAUUUAUGGAGUACUGGUUGCAUACUCGCUGAACUUUAUGCUGGGAAGCCUAUCAUGCCAGGAAGAACAGAGGUGGAGCAAUUGCAUAAAAUUUUCAAACUUUGUGGUUCACCGUCUGAGGGGUACUGGAGCAAAUCGAGGUUGCCUCAUGCAACGAUUUUCAAGCCCCAACAGCCAUACAGGCGAUGUGUUGCAGAAACAUUUAAAGACUUCCCAGCACCCGCGUUAACGCUCAUAGAGACCCUACUUUCUAUAGACCCUGCAGAUCGUGGGUCUGCAGCAUCUGCUUUGAAGAGUGAGUUCUUCACGACGAAGCCACUCCCGUGUGAUCCUUCAAGUUUGCCAAAAUAUCCUCCCAGCAAGGAGUUUGAUGCCAAAGUACGGGAUGAAGAAGCCAGAAGGCAUGCUGGAGCGGGAAGCAAAGGUCACAAAAAUGACCCUGAAAGGAGAGCUACAAGAGAAUCGCGUGCAGUUCCUGCACCCGAUGCAAAUGCUGAAUUACCCAUGUCAAUGCAGAAAAGACAAAGUCAGUCCAAUUGUAAAAGCAGAAGUGAACUGUUCAACUCUCAUCAGGAGGAAGUUGCGUCUGGCUUUCCCAUUGACCCGCCUAGACAGUCUCAGACCACGGAAGAAACAAACAAUGAUCUCCAGGUCCCUCUGCAUAAGAGAGCUUCCCAUUCAGGACCAUUGACUCAGAGAGCCGCCUGGGCAAAAUCUGGAAAGAACACAGAAGAUGCCCCGAAGAUUUCUUCGGGUGCAGACCUAUCUGGUAUAAUUUCUGCUAGGAGGAGCUUGUUGUCUGAGGAUCGAGCAGACAGGUCUGGUCCUGCUCAUCAUGAAGUUCCGAAACUUAUAGCCAGGUUUCCCGGAUCCUUCAAGGAGGCUUCUAAUUCAACAAUGAAACAAGACCAAAAAACUCGGUUGCUUACAAACUCACACCAAAAUCAGGAAGGAAGAACCGACAACAAUGACCCAGUCCUACUGGGCUAUGGAUCAAAAGGCAACAAGAUCCACUACUCGGGACCACUUCUAGUUCCAUCGGCCAAAGUAGAUCAAAUCUUGAAAGAUCACGAUCGCCAUGUCCAAGAAGCUGUAAGACGGGCACGCCUUGACAAGACAAGAGCAAGAAAAUCUCAAAUGGAAGGGAAGCAAAUCUCAACAAAUUCUUUAUUUGUUUCCGGUCGUUGAAUUCAUGUCAUUGGUGCGUGGAAGAGAGGUCACCACAGAAACUUACAGUUACAGGUGAUUUUUCUUGUAAAAUGAGAGUUAGUAUUUGAAGAACAUUAAAGAAACAAAAGAAGGAAAGAAGAGGAGGGUGUAUAGAGGUUGUUCUAAGGGAUGACAUUUGUUAGCCAGUUGUAGAGAUUAUUAGGAAAUUCUAAGAUUAUUCUCUGAUAUCUCUCCCAUUUGAGCUGCUGGUAAUAUGUAUUUCUCUCAAUCUCUUUGUACUUUGUAGUACAGGCAAAUUAUGAUUUGUUAUAUAUGGCCAUCUUUGUAGAGCUUAUUAUCCACCUUUUCCCAGGGGACAUGAAAAUAUUAAGUUCAAAGUUUCAAACUAAAUGAACACUUUGAAAUAAAAUAUUUAUUCAAA